Molecule: messenger RNA, 16022 nt
Organism: Gadus chalcogrammus (walleye pollock)
Lineage: Eukaryota; Metazoa; Chordata; Actinopteri; Gadiformes; Gadidae
Gene: prkdc
Product: protein kinase, DNA-activated, catalytic subunit
Exons: 86
Coding region: 195-12494 (4099 amino acids)
Biological process (GO): intrinsic apoptotic signaling pathway in response to DNA damage; immunoglobulin V(D)J recombination; double-strand break repair via nonhomologous end joining
Cellular component (GO): nucleus
Molecular function (GO): protein binding; DNA-dependent protein kinase activity
Source: RefSeq, a predicted model, not a curated record
CCGGGCGUCGAAGAGCAUGCUGGGAAAGACCUGUGCAGCGGCUUCUGAUUGGCUGAUAAAACUUCCGCACACCAAAACACAACAGACGAAAAGCAUUGACUCAGGAUGCAGCUGGAUGCAGCGGAGGAGUUAUACUUGACAUGUGUGCUAGCUAUGCUUAUGGUGGUUUAAGCAGGUAUAUUUGAGCUGCAGUCAUGUCUUCUAAUACCAACGCUUCUGGUGGGAUUCAUGGAAUACUUGUUAAACUACACGAAUCACUUACUGACGAAGACUUAAGGUCUGCAGCUUUCAAAUGCCAGGACAUUAUAGGUGAUCUUGGACAGGAGUGUUUGCUAUCACAAACUGAUAAUGAACUUGCCCUGCAAACAUCCUUGCUGUUCUCAAAGGACUGUGGACUUCUCACCUUCCUCAGAAAGUCCCUUGGAAUAGAUGAGCUUCGGGAAACAAGGGUUGAGAUUAUAAAUUUCCUGGAAAAGUUCCUGCAAAGAAUGUCAUCACGGAACCGGAGCUGGGAGAAGUCUUACGCCGUUGAUAUACGGGACAUUUGCAUGGUUGUGUAUACAAAGGAAAAAGGAGCAAAAUGCAGGACUCAAACUAUGGAGCUGCUCCUAAAGGUUCUUUAUCUGACCAAGUCUUCCAGUGUGGCAUCUGACUUGCGAGUCUGUGAAAUAUUCAACAGAUUUUACAGUGAGCUCUGUCAGAAAUCCAAAAUCCAAGAUUCUGUCCUUGGUAAAAUCUAUGAGUUGCUGGGAGCCCUCGGGGAGGUCCAUCCAAGCGAGAUGAUGUCCAACUCUGAGAAACUCUACAAGGCCUUUCUCGGCGAGUUGAAGGAACAGAUUACCUCUUCCACAAAAGAGCCCAAGCUGUUUGUCGUGGCAGGCUGUCUGAGAGGCAUCACCGCUCUGUUGGUCAACUUCCCAAAGACCAUUGAAGAAGACCCAGUCACAUCCAGAGACAUUUUCCAGUAUGCCUUGAAAACAAUCAGCCCACAGAUGGAGAUGAGUCGCUACGCUGUCACCUUUGCUGGCCUGAAGUUGUUGGGGAAGCACGCGGCCCAGUUUGGCAGCUGUUUGAUGGACCACUACAAGGCCCUGUUUGAGGUCAUGUCCAAACUCUGUGGCCACAUCAACGGGGAGAUGAAAAAGACGAGCUACUACGCACUCGAGGCCUUUCUUAAACAGGUUGCCUUCCUGGUUGCAGAGAAUAUCGAGGAGCACAAAAGCACGUUGAAAUUCUUCAUGCAAAAGUUCUGCUCCAUAAUUAAGACGAUGGACUCCACCCACAGAGAGCUCUCCAUCGCCAUACGUGGAUAUGGGUUCUUUGCAGCUCCGUGCAAAAAGGUGUGUCCCCAAGACGUGGACCUGAUGUACACAGAGCUGAUCCAGCGCUGCAAGCAGAUGUACCUGACCGAGUCUGACGGGGAGGAGGAGAGCUUCUACCAGCUGCCCAGCUUCCUGGACUCCAUCGCCUGCGUGCUCAUCCACCUGGACAAGAUCCCCGAGGUGUACACGCCACUGCUAGAGCGCCUCCUGGUGGUGCAGAUCGACAGCUACCCCCAGUACAGCGAGCGGAUGCAGAGCGCCUGUGGCCGCGCCAUCCUCAAGGUGCUGGUUGCCAUGGCUUCCAAAGGGCCUGUACUGUGGAGUUUUAUCAGUUCAGUCGUGCAUCAGGGCUUGAUCCGUGUCUGCUCCAAACCCAUCGUGCUUACAGAGGACAAGAACUUGGGGAAUGACCCGAUGCGCACAGGCAAGUGGAAAGUCCCCUCCAGCCUGGACUACCUGGACCUGUAUCGGAGCCUGCUGGACUGUGACCGUCUAAAGGACUCAGGAUUCCUGGACGGAGCGUUUGAAUGCCAGAACAGUGCUCUGAUCUCCCUGAGCCGUCUGCUGUAUGACGAGGUCAUCAAGUCUAUUCUGCGCAUAGUGGAGAAGCUGGACCUGUCUGUCCAGAAAGUCACCACAGGAGAGGAGGGCCCGGACGACGUCAACACCGUGGUGCUGGAGUCCUCCGACCCCACCGCCCAUCUCAUGCCCAACAAGGUCAAGGACUUCACCGCCUUCAUCAACCUGGUGGACUUCUGCAGUGCGCUGCUGCUGAGCACCCAUGCAGAGUACUUUGAGCCCUGGGUGUACCCGCUGAGCCACCAGCUCAUCCUCCACUCUAUCAGAAACCCCCUGGUCAGCGGCUUCUACAGGCUGCUGGCCGUCUCCAUGAAGAUGUCCCAGAGGAUCCAGUACUACCAGGGAGUCGGCACCUCAACGGCGUCAUCCGUGGAGCCGGUGAAGACCAACUGCUUUGCCCUGCUUGCAAAGUUCGGCAAAGAGGUGUGUCUCCGAAUGAAGCAGUACAAGGAUGAGCUGCUGGCAUCCUGCCUGACCUUCGCCCUCUCCCUGCACCACAGCAUGGUGGCUCUGGACAUCAAGGCCUACUGCCCAGCACUGGAGGCGGCCCUGAAGCUGGGCUUGAGCCACGUGCCCCUGGCCAACGCGGCGCUGGACGCUCUGGAGGCCUGGUCCUCCUUCAUCCCCAUGGAGGUCAUGCAGCCCUGCUACCAGAACACACUGCCCCUGCUGGACGGAUACCUCAAGUCCACCUCCACCAACGAGAAGGACGACAGCGGCUGGGAGAUGACAUCAUCGGUGUCGUCUAAAAGUGAGAAGGGAUACGGCCGAGUGAUGAGGAGGCUGCUGAAGCAGUCCAAACACCUAGUCAUGGAAGAUGCUCCCGUUGUCAUGGUGAAGCUCAGGGUCGUGCGGUUGCUAGGGCACCUGGGAGGACAGAUGAACAGGAAUCUGGUGACAGUGGUGUCGACGGAGGAGACGAUGAAGAAGUUUGUUGCCUGGGAUACGGAGAAGAGGCUGAGCUUCGCCGUGCCCUUCUCGGACAUGAAGCCAGUCAUCUACCUGGACCCCUUCCUGCCCCGCAUCAGUGAACUGGCGCUGUCCACCAGCGACAGACAAACCAAAGUGGCCGCGGGGGAGCUGCUCCACAGCCUGGUGGUCUACAUGGUCGGGAAGAGCGCCCAGAUGGUGGACGAUCCCAGCAGCCUGCCACCCAUGUACAACCUCCACAAGAAGCUGUUCCCCGUGCUGCUGCGGCUGGCCUGCGACGUGGACCAGGUAACGAGGCAGCUGUUUGAGCCCCUGGUGAUGCAGCUGAUUCACUGGUUCACCAACAACAAGAAGUUUGAGAGCCAGGACACCGUUGCGGUUCUAGAGGCUAUUCUGGAUGGCCUGGUCGACCCCCUGGACAGCACGCUGCGGGACUUCUGCGGCCGCUGUGUACAGGAGUUUGUCAAGUGGUCCGUGAAGCAGACCACGCCCGCGCAGCAGGAGAGGAGCCCUGCCAACAUCAAGUCUCUGUUCAAGCGCAUCUACAGCCUGGCCCUGCACCCCAACAGCUUCAAGAGGCUGGGGGCGGCCAUGGCCUUCAACAGCAUCUACAGACAGUUCAGGGAGGAGAAUGCCUUGGUGGAUCAGUUUGUCUUCGAGGUUCUGGUAGUGUUUGUGGAAAGCCUGGCCCUGGCCCAUUCAGACGACAGAUCCGUUGGUACGCUGCAGCAGUGCAUUGGUGCCAUCGACCACCUGAAGAGGAUCUUCCAGUACAAAGCUGCCGCUCUCAACCAACACAGCGCCAAGAGACGCACCCCAAGGGGCUUCCCAGCAGACGUGAAGGUGUGCCUGUCUGACGUGGUGCGCUGGCUGCUGGAGCAGUGUGGACGACCGCAGACCGAGUGCCGCCACAAGUGCAUGGAGCUCUUCUAUUCGCUGGUCCCCUUGCUUCCAGGUAACAAGGCCCCGGCCCAGUGGCUGGACGCUCUGCUCAAGGAGCAGGGGGUGGCGUUCCUGAUCGGACAGUUUGAGGGCGGGGGCCUGCUGAGCCAGCCCACCCUGCGGGAGCUGUCGGGCCCCUUCAGCGUGCGCACCACCCUGCAGUGGAUGGACCUGCUGCUGGCCGCCCUGGACUGCUACAACACCUUCAUCAGCCUGCACCUGGUCAAGCCCCACCAGGUCCUAGGUUCGGGAGAGCAGUCCAGCUUCCGGGAGGCCAUCCGGUUCUUCCUGACGGAGCUGGCCACCCAGGAGCUGUCUGCGGCCGAGGGCUGCUUCGCCGUGGGCCAGAAGGGCUCCGUCUUCAGCCCGCGGGAGGUUGAGCAGUACCACUACAGCAAGGGCACCAUCAUCGUCCGCCUGUUGGAGUUCGCCAGCAUGGUCCUCCUCAAAUGUGACCAGGCCCUCUGGAAGCUCUUGGAGCAGGAGGUGUUCUCCCCCGUGUUCUUUGAGCUGACCGCGGCGGUGGUCUGCCAGCCGUCCUCGGUGGGCUUCAACAUGGCCGACGUGGAGGUGAUGAAGAACCUGCCGGAGGUGUGUGUGCCGCUGCUGAAGGCCCUGAUGGCCUCACCGUACCGGGCCGGCCUGGAGAACAGCCUGGGGACCAAGCUCACACGACAGAGUGUGGAGGAGCUGUGUGCGAUAGACCUCUACAAGGAAGGCAGGCAGAGCAGCCACGACCACAUGGAGAUGAUCCUGUCUGCCUGCAAGCAGAUCCACAAGGCAGGCUUCCUCAGCAGCAUUCUGCACAGCAAGGACGCGACGUACGCCUCGGCCCUGAGCUCCAGACUCCUCAUGACGGUGUACAAGGGCAUCGCUCCCGGGGAGGACAGGAAGGCCCUCCCUCCCCUGGACAUCAACAGCAGGAGGCUGGCAGACGGCCUGCUCCAGCUGGCCUUCUCCCUCAGCCAGCAGAGCGACUCCCUGGUGGAGCUUCUGCUCAACACCAUCCGGCUCUCGGUGCCGCUGGCUGGUGGUCGAGGCGGCAACAACUUCCUCUGCUUCUCCCACGGCGAGUACUUCUACAGCCUCUUCCAGACGACGGUCAACGCAGAGCUGCUCCGGCUGCUGGACGCCACAGUGCCGGCCCUCCUGAGGGCUGCCUCGUGCAACCCCAGCAUGGUCAGCGUCCUGCUCAACGGCGUGCUGGACCAUACCUUCAGGGAGCGCUCCAUCCGGAGGAGCCAGGGCAGCCGGCUGGUGGAGCAGGUACUGACCCGCUGGGACAGCCUGAGGUCCUGGUGGGCCACGGAGACCGCCACCCCGGAGAGUAAGACCGCCACGCUGCUGCUGCUGUCCAAGUUGCUGCAGAUCGACUCCUCUGUGUGCACCAAUAUCAACCAUGAGGCUUUCAAAGUGGUGUUCUCCACCUUCACCACACUGCUGGUGGACAAGACCCUGCCGCUGAAUCUGAAGAGCCAGGCCCUGCUGGUGUUGCCCUUCUUCACCACCCUGCCCGAGGAGCCCCUGGCCGCCCUGCAGGGGGCGCUGGAGGAGCUGGUGGCCUCUCACUUCCCCAUGCAGUCGGACGAGUUCCCCCGCGGAUCGCCGCAGCGCAACAACUACAUGGACUGUGUCCGCAAGCUCCUAGAUGCCCUAGAGCUUUCUCAAAGCCCGCUGUUGCUGAAGCUCCUGGCUGGGGUGUUGUGUCAGGACUCCAAACACAUCAUGGAGGACCAGUUUCAAAACUGUUUCCAAAGCAUCGCCAAGCGGUCCAGCCCGGAGCGGCAGCUGCAGCUGCUGUGCCUGGUGCACGGGGUGGUCCAGCGGGGAGACCUGCCCCUGCCCUCCAUGCUCCAGGCCAUGAUGGAGCGGGUGCUGCUGCCCCUGGCCUCCCACUGCAGCCCCGGCGCCCUGGCCCUCUUCUUCCUGGAGAACGUCUCGGACGUCAUGGCGCUGCUGCUCUCGCGCUUCACCAAGUCCAGUGAAGACGUGUUCGAGUCCCAGCUGCUGAGGAAGCUGGGCAGCCUGAAGCUGAUGGAGCUGCUGUACUCCCGGCUCCCCAAAGAGGAGCUGUACUCCAAGGAGUCCCUCGUCAACCAGGCGUACUGCCGCUCGGACCGCACCGAGGGCAACGAGCUGUCCAAGGCCCUCAUCAAGUUGUGUUUCGAGGCCUUCACGGAGAACAUGGCCGGAGAAAGCCAGCUGCUGGAAGCCAGGAGACAGUACCACUGCGCCGCGUACAACUGCGCCAUCGCCGUCAUCAGCUGCAGCUUCAGCGAAGCCAAGUUCUACCAGGGCUUCCUCUUCAGCGAGAAGCCAGAGAAGCAUCAAUUCAUUUUGGAAAACCUUAUCGAUGUCCAAAGGGCUUAUAAUUUUCCAGUGGAGAUCGAGGUCCCGCUUGAGAGAAAGAAGAAAUACAUCCUGAUACGUAAAGAAGUGAAUGAAGAGAACGGAGAGGCCCCGGUGUAUCUCUCCUCCCAGUCGUACAUGGCCGACAGCAGUCUGAGUGAGGAGAUGAGCCAGUUUGACUUCUCCACGGGGGUCCAGAGCUUCUCCCUCGGAUCCCAGAACCCCGAGGGGAACCCGCGCACCGUCGCCAAAAGGCGUCCACAGGAGACUGAGGAGGCGACGGCGUCCCAGGACGUGUCGGUGGUUCUGGAGAUGGACGAGCUGAAUCAGCACGAGUGCAUGGCCUCCAUGACGGCCCUGAUUGGUCACAUGCAGCGGAGUGGCAUCACCCCCAAAGUGGAGCAGGGAUCCACGCCCAGAGAGCUUCCUCCGUGGAUGAAGUUCCUGCUGGGCAAGCUGGGGAACCCGUCCACGCCUCUGAACAUCCGUCUCUUCGUGGCCAAGCUCCUCAUCAACACGGAGGAGGUGUUCCGGCCGUAUGCCGCUCACUGGCUGGGGCCGCUUCUCCAGCUGGUGGUGUCGGGCAACAACGGGGGAGAGGGCAUCCACUUCAUGGUGGUGGACAUCGUGGUCACGGCGCUCUCCUGGAUCAGCCUGGCCAGUCCCAAGGGUAACCCCAGGGAUGAGGUGCUGGCCAAUCGGCUGCUGGAGUUCCUGAUGAAGCACAGCUUCCACAGCAAGAGGGCGGUGUUCCGCCACAACCUGGAGAUCAUCCGCACCCUGGUGGAGUGCUGGAAGGACUGUCUGUGUGUGCCCUACCGUGUGAUCUACGAGCGGUUCAGCGGCAGCGACCCCAACAGUAAGGACAACUCCGUAGGGCUUCAGCUCCUGGCCAUCGUCCUGGCAAACAGCCUGCCCGCCUACGAGGCCACCUGCGGAGUGGACUAUGACAGGUACAUGCAGUCCCUGGCAAACAACCUGUCCUUCACGCGCUAUAAAGAAGUUUACUCUGCAGCCGCUGAGAUCGUUGGCCUCAUCCUGAAGAACAUGGCUGAGAGAGAUGAGUCUCCACAAGUCCUUCUGAGCCUGGCGGCCAGCAAGGUGUCGGAGCUGAAGAAGAAGGACCUAGACGACAAGUUCAUCAUCUGCCUGAGCAAAGUGUCAAAGCACUUUCCUCCCUUUAUGGACCGAUUCGUGAACUCUGUGUUCUUCCUGCUGCCCAAGCUGCACGGCGUCCUGAAGACCCACUGUCUGGAGUGCGUGCUGAGCCGCGCGGAGGUCAUCCCAGACAUCUACAUGCUGCUCCAGACCAAGGGCUUCGUCCAGAUGAUGGCCCACAGGGACGAGGCGAGGCAGAGGGUGUGUCUGGACAUCCUCCACAGGGUGCUGGCCCUGCUGACCCCCCCGCAGAUGCAGGAGGUCCUGGGAGCCGUGACGGCCUUCGUGUCCCACCCCUCCCCCGUCUGCAGGGAGAGGAUGUACGACAUCCUCAUGUGGAUCCAGGACAACUACAGUGAUGAGGAGAGCAUGGCUGACGAGACGUCGGUGAAGGUCCAGGAGGGCGCCAAGGAGACCCUCCUUCAGGGCCUCGUGGACGAGAACCAGGGCCUGCAGCUGUACGUGCGCAACUUCUGGAGCCAGGAGAAGCGUCUGCCCCGGGCCACGCUGGAGCGCAUGCUGCAGGUGCUGCACUCGAUGUACUGCUGCCAGAUCGAGAGGUCCUUCCUCAGCCUGGCCACCAACCUGCUGCUGGAGACGACCAGCCAGAGCCCCGACUUCACACGCAACAUGUUCGAGUACCCGCUGUCCGAGUGCACCUUCCAGGACUACGUGAUCGACUCAAACUGGCGCCUGAGGAGCACGGUGAUGACCCCCAUGUUCGUGGAGACCCAGGGGUCGGCAGAGAGCCAGGCAUCCCCCUCAUUGGCGGGCGGGGCCAGGGGCCAGCUCAGAGCCACGCAAGCCACCCUGGAGUUCACCCAAACACAGGCAGCGGGAGGGCGCCGCACCGCCUACAACUGGCUGACGGGCAGCAGCGUGGACACGCUGGCCGAGUACUCGCUGGGCUCCGAGUCCCUCUCCUCCUCGCUGCUGGCGUACGGCAGGCGGCCGGCGGCGGCGGCGGCGGCGGCGCGGAGGCCCACGGGGGAGGGCUUCGGCACCCGGCGCCUCACCGCGCCCACCGACGAAGGGGACAGCCGCAGCAGAGCGGAGAGCGAGCGGCGUGCGGACAUCCAGAGGCUGAGGCGCCGGUUCCUGAAGGACCAGGAGAAGGUCAGCCUGGGCUUCGCCCGGAAGGAGGUGCAGCAGCAGAGGCAGAGGAAGGAGGACCGGGUGGACAAGAGGCUGAGGAAGGAGUCCCAGGUGACGCUGUACCGCAGCUACCGGGCCGGAGACUUCCCGGACAUCCAGAUCCCAUUCAGCAGCCUCAUCGCCCCCCUGCAGGCCCUGGCCCAGAGAGAUGCCAUCCUGGCCAAGCAGCUCUUCAGCGGCCUGUUCGCGGGCAUCCUGGGGGAGAUGGAGGAGCACAAGUCCGUGGAGGAGGCCCGGCAGAUCAAGGAGGAGCUGGUGAGGGACCUGGACUCCUUCCUGAGCCGCAGCACCCUCUGCUUCCCUCCCUUCGUGGCCUGUGUGCAGGACAUGAGCCUCCAGCACCGCGACCUGCUGCACCUCCAGCCGGCCUCCAUCAGCUCCACCUGCCUGGCCAGUCUGCAGCAGCCCUCUGGCAUCCUGCUGCUGGAGAAAGCCCUCCGAGAGGCCAGCGGGGGCAGCGCCGAGCCCCCCACCAAGCGCUCCCGAGGACGCAAGGAACUCCCCCCGGACACAGAGAAGUGGAUCCACCUGGCCAGGCUGUACAGAUCGCUGGAGGACUACGACGUGGUCCGCGGGAUCUUUGGCGGUAAAAUCGGGACCAAGGCGAUAACCUGCACGGCACUCGAUGCUGAAGCCAACAACGACUUUGCAGAGGCUGUGAAGCUCUACAACGAGGCUCUGAACCAGGAGCAGUGGAGCGACGGCGAGCCCACGGAGUCGGAGAAGGACUUCUGGGACCGGGCCGCCAUGGAGGCCUACAGCCACCUGACGGAGUGGAAGUCCCUGCAGUACUGCUCCAUCAUCAACGUGGACGACAGCCCCGAGCCCGACCUGGACAAGAUGUGGGCCGAGCCCUUCUACCAGGAGGUGUACCUGGGCCACAUGGUGCGCAGCAUGCUGAAGCAGCUCCAGCAGGGCCAGCGGGACCAGGCUCUGCUCAGCUUUGUGGACCGCGCCAUGCGGGUGGAGGAGCGCCAGCGGCUGCUGGAGGGCCACCACAGCCAGGAGCUCAGCCUGCUGUACGUGCUGCAGGACGACUACGACCGCGCCAAGUACUACGCCCACUACGCCAUGGAGCUCUUCAUGCAGAACUACUCCAGCGUGGACACCCUGCUGGGCCAGAGUCGUCUGACCAUCCUGCAGUCAGUGCAGGCGCUCACCGAGAUCCAGGACUUCCUGCAGUUCAUCAGAGGAGACGUGUCUGUUUCUUCUCUGAAGCGGCUGAUCAGAUCCUGGACGGACCGCUACCCCGACACCAGAGUAGAUCCGAUGAACGUGUGGGAUGAUGUCAUCACGUCCAGAUGUUUCUUCCUGGACAAGAUCUGUGAGAAGCUGGGCAGCCAGGGGGACAGUGUGGACGUCCUGGUCAACAACUGCAAGUUCGACAUGAGGCUGCGCAUGGCGGACAGCGCGUGGAAACAGAGUAACUUCCCGGUGGCCACCAAGCUGCUGAAGGAGCUCCAAAGGGAGGCCAAGACGCAGAGGGGGUGGUUCCUGCAGUGGGUGCACUGCUUCAGCCGCUUCAGCCACAAACGCUGCCUGACUCAGGGUCCCGUGGAGCAGAUCACGACCAUGCUGAAGAGCAUCCCACUGCUGGAGGAGCUGGAGUCAGACUGCGCCUCGGCUGCCGCCCACAUCUUCCGGGACCAGAAGAUCCUCCAGGGCACCUCGUACCACCUCCUGGCCUCGGCGGUGGGCAGCAGCCCCUCCGUCCUGGAGGCCGUGGAGACCAGCAAGGCUGAGAAGGUGCUGAGGCUCGCUGGGUCCUCCGCCUCCACCAGCCAGCCUAAGGCGGUGGUGGCGGAGCUGCAGCUGCGGGCGCUGCACCUCCUGGGGGGAGCCGGCAGGAAGGCGGACGAGGAGCUGCUGUCGUUCAGCAGCGGCUGUGUGGAGAGCGCCGGCGUGGCCCGCACCUACAUGACCCUGGCCAACUUCUGUGACCAGCUGCUACGGGACGAGGAGCGCAGCGGCGCCGUGAGUGAGUUCCCCGAGCUCUCUGUGCUGCCCCUGCACGUUGUGGAGAGCACCCUGAAGGCCCUGAAGCUGAACAGCGAGGACGCCCGUCUGCGCUUCCCCCGCCUGCUGCAGAUCAUCGAGCUGUACCCCUCCGAGACCCUGGACCUCAUGACCAAAGAGAUGGCAACGGUACCGUGCUGGAUGCUGAUUGGCUGGAUGAGUCAGAUGGUGGCCCUACUGGACAAGCAGGAGGCGGUGGCAGUGCAGCAUUCGAUAGGCCAGAUCGCGGAGAGCUACCCCCAGGCCCUGGUGUACGCCCUCAUGGCGAGCAGAGAGAGCUACCACUUCCAGGACUCUGCCGUGGGACACAGGCAGCAGGAGUUUGUUAACAAACUCACUAGUCUUCUGGAUAAGGGCGGAGCUGUACAAAACUUUGUAGACUCUCUUCAGCAGCUCACAAACCCUGAAAUGCUGUUCAAGGAUUGGUGGGAAGAUGUGAAGAAUGAGCUGGAAAAGCCGGGUUUUGACAAGGACAAGAUGGCCCGCAUGUACAAGGAAAUGCAGGCGUCCCUCGGGAACACCAGAGCUGAAGGAUGUGGAAGUUUCCGGAAGAAAUUCAGCCAGAAAUACUAUAAAGAGGUGGAGAAGAUACUGGGGCCCCAGGGGACAAAGCUGUUUGAGAGCAGGAAGGACAAGAAGCUGAGGAAUCAGGUGGAGGACCUGAUGAGGGACAUGCGCGGCUUCCAGAAGGAGCCAGGCAACCUGAAGGAGUAUUCCCCCUGGCUCAGCAGCUACAAGGCGGACGCCUUCCGCAACCAGCUGGAGGUCCCAGGACAAUACGACGGCCGGUCCAAACCCCAGCCCGAGUACCACGCCAAGAUCACCGGUUUUGACGAAAGGGUGAAGGUCAUGUCGUCCAUCCGGCGUCCCAAGCGGCUGAUCGUCCGGGGCGACGACGAGCGAGACCACCCCUUCCUGGUGAAGGGCGGCGAGGACCUGCGGCAGGACCAGCGCAUCGAGCAGCUGUUUGGCGUCAUGAACACCAUGCUGGCAGGCCACGCCCCCUGCACCCUGCGCAGCCUGCAGCUCCGCACCUACCAGGUCAUCCCCAUCACCAGCAGGAUCGGCCUCAUCGAGUGGAUGGAGAACACGUGCACGCUGAAGGAGCUGCUGGCCCGCAGCAGGACUCCAGCGGAGAGCAGCGUGGACAUGAGGCCGUUUGAAGUUUAUGAUGGUUGGAUAUCCACCUUUGCUCCUGGAAAGGACGGUGCACAAAAAUAUCCAGAUGUUUACAAAAAGGCAAAGCGUGCAGACGCUGUCAACAACUUCAUGAAGGUUAUCCAGCUCGUCCCGGAGGAUCUGCUCAGGAGGGCGUUUGUGAGGAUGAGCACCAGCCCCGAGGCCUUCCUCUCUCUGCGCUCCCACUUCGUCAGCUCCCACGCGCUGCUGUGCGUCAGCCACUGGAUCCUGGGCAUCGGCGACCGCCACCUGUCCAACUUCAUGGUCAACACUGAGACCGGCGGCAUGGUCGGCAUCGACUUCGGCCACGCCUUCGGUUCAGCCACGCAGUUCCUGGUGGUGCCGGAGCUCAUGCCGUUCCGGCUGACCCGGCAGUUUGUGAGCCUGAUGGAGCCGCUGAAGGAGGCGGGUCUGAUCCAGAGCGUCAUGGUCCACUCCCUCAGGGCCUUCCGCUCCCAGCCCGAGCUGCUGCUCAACACCAUGGACGUGUUCGUCAAGGAGCCCUCGCUGGACUGGAAGAACUUUGAGCUGAAGCAGCUGAAGAAAGGCGGGACUUGGACCUUAACCGUCAACACCAAAGAGAUCAACUGGUACCCGCUGCAGAAGGUGGACUUUGCCCGCAGGAAGCUAGAGGGGGCCAACCCUGCCACCAUCACCAGCGAGGAGCUGAGGCUGGGCCUUGAGAAGGACCCCGCCUUCCCCGGGAUGCAGCGGGUGGCGCUGGGCACGGAGGAGCACAACGUGCGUGCCCGCCUCCCAGCACUGGGCCUGACGGUGGAGCAGCAGGUGGCCUGUCUCCUGGACCAGGCCACCGACCCCAACCUGCUGGGCCGCGUCUGGGGCGGUUGGGAGCCCUGGGUCUGAAGGAGUGGUAUGGCCUCGGGAACAUUAUGUUGGUAUCAUCAGCGCCCGUCGAAACAACUUCGAUAACUUUAAAGUUAUCGUGCUCUUGUGCGGUUUUUAUGGCACUUAUGUUUAGAACUAGACACAUAUACAGUUACAACUGUGUGGUUAGAAGUAGUCAAGCUAUGGUAUGUUGCAUUAUUUGUGUCCUGUUGGCAAUGAUUUUUAAUAAAAGUCUGAAAGGUACGCUGUGUAAGAAUCUGAAAUUGCUUCUGCCUGUAGGAGCUCGGGCAUUGAGAGCUCCGUGGUGUGACCAGUGGCGGCUGGCGAUCAAACAUGUUGGUGGGGCACAGUAAUAGACAGGGCACAGGGGGUUUGAGGUUUCCCCCCACACCCAUAAUUUUUUGGGAAUUUGCAUUUUGGGGAUGGCCACUACCUAUUUACCUACUUUUCAUUCAGAUUCAUAGCCUACAUCCUGAAUUGCAGGGCCUGGAUAAGCUUACACUGCAUCUACUUCAUGGCCAUUCCACCAGCCAUUGCUAGUUGACCCAUUGUUGUUAUUCUGAUAUUGAGACAAACCAUGAUCACUGUCCUAUAGCGUCCAUUUUUUGUGAGUCUCAAUGUCUACUUCAAAUGCAGUUAGAAAUAUGGGACAGUUGCUUCAUUUUGUUUAUAUGCUACAGGCCGAAAGACUAAAUUAAUAUGUAACUUACUUGCUCCUUUUAAGUAUAAUAUUGCUUGGGGAGUCCAAUUCCUCCACUGAAAAGGGUGGAAAGUGCUUACAACUCUCUGCUAGUUGCGAUCUAUCUCCUCUCUACAUGUAGUUGUGGUGCGCGAAUGCUGCUGAGGGAGUUAGCCUAUUGGAUUGAUUCGCUGAAUUGUCCAAUCAUGUGGUGAUAACAAAAAAGAAAAGCGAUACCAUUGGCCUGGGGCGCACACUGGUGCGACCCGUGUGCGAAUUUUCUUGCGCCAAUUAAAAGCUGUCUCUGCUUGAUAGACAGCAAAAAAUUAGCGAGCUACACAACGUGGCCGGCGCUCCUGACUUGGAGGAGGGCUUUAUUUCGAAUGACCAAUAAGCCUAGCCCAAAUCAUUGACGUUCAGACGCAUUUAAAUGGCAUACAAUUCAUGUCACACAAUUAAUCGAGGGUAAACGCUAUGUAUUUUCGUUGAUUUAUUUCGUAAUGAUAAUAGUUUAUUAAUAGUUGGCAGAUAUAUUCAAGUGAAUAUUUCACGGAGGGGCGGCGCCCUAGCGCCCCCUAUUGACCCACCGCCACUGGUCGUGAGAGUUGCUGGUGUUGUAUUUCCUCGGACAAACGGAUGAACAAAAUGUUUGCAAUGAGUUUCGGCUUUGGAUAUGGAUAAACGGCGAUUGAAAGAAAACACGCUGUUGAUGGACGGAGGGGUCGAGGAGGACGAAACAGAAUAAUGAAGUCCUGCAGGUGGGAAGGGGGGACGCGGGAAGUGGGGGUGCUUAGGGUGCUGCAGCACCCCCCCUGGCUGUAACUGCAAGUGAAAAAAGUUUUCUGAACAAAUCCAUACUUUUUUAUUUAUUUUUAUUUUAUCAUACAACUUUCUUUUUCAUUAAAUUAUUGAAAUCCACCCUUUUUAUGAUAUUCAUCAUAUUAUCAUUUCAUUUUAUUUAGAACAUUGUCUGUGUAGGCUGACGUAGGCUAUGACGCACAACGCAGAACUGUCCAUAGCUGAAUAUGGUACUAUGCUGAUUUUACAUAAGCGUGUUUGUGUUCAACAUCUGUUGUAGUGAACAUUCUAAAACUGGUAUCAAAUUUUGCUGCCAUAUUAAUAGACACGUUGAAUGUUAUCGUUUUGAUUCUGGAAUCCCGCACGUAAACUGGUUGGAAAAAAAAGAGGAAAGACGGACGGUUCACUUGACGGAGAAACCGUCACUUUCCUCAUAUCAGACAACUCGUAACCCUGGAUGAAAAUGAAGGCUUUCUUUUAUUGUCACUUUCCUUUGUAAACCUUUAGAAAUAACCUCCUGAAUCCUUGUUAUAACGCUGUGUAUAAUCCCGGACCGCAACAGCAUCGGCCUGUUGUUGUGUGAAAUUCAGCACAGUAUCAGCCGAGUUGACUCUAAUUUCCACAUUGUUUACUUGCUUUCCUGACGGCCGAUAAAAAACGACAGAGUUACCCCUCAUGUUUUUUCCAUGUUGACCAAUAAAAAACGACAGUGGUAUUGUCACGUUAAAAUUGUACCGGGGGCGAAAAUUGCACCUGUCUACGUCAUCAGUUGUUGACAAAUUCCGAACCUGCCAAAUUUCCAGACUGUGAAUUGUAAAGUCAAGUCACAAGUGUAACCUCCAAAAUAUCCUGCUCUGCGUCUUGGUGGUGUGGCGGUAAGGGCUGUGGGUUAACACUCUGCAGGUGCAGGUUCGAGUCCCCGCACGCGAGGCUAAUAAGAAGCUGACUUUCAAAAUGAGCUUUCAGACACUAUGUAAGUUCGGGUUCCCUGCUCAGAACCAGGGUUCAAGAGGUACCUUAAUGGAUACAUCUUAUUUCUCUAUCAUGUGAAUGGUAAACUCAAGUAUAACCUCCAAACAUGUUCUGGGUAGCGUCUUGGUGGUGCAGCGGUCAGGGCUGUUGGUUAACGCUCUGUAGACUAAGGUUCGUGUCCCCGCACGCACGGCCAAUAAGAAUGAUGAGCUUUCAGACACUAUGUAGGUUCAGGUGCCCUGCUCAGAACCAGGGUUCAAGAGGUACCUUAAUUGAUUUAUCUUAUUUCUCUAUCAUGUGAAUGGUAAAGUCAAGUAUAACCUCCAAACAUGCUCUGGUUAGCGUCUUGGUGGUGCAGCGGUCAGGGCUGUUGGUUAACGCUCUGUAGACUCAGGUCCGAGUCCCUGUACUCACGGCUAAUAAGUAUGAUAUUAUUGACAUUCAAUUUCACACGACAUUGCUUCUUGUGAAUUGUUAAUUCAAUUAUGAACUGUGAUUAAGUCUGACCCAGUGGGGCAGUGGACAGAGCUGUAUGUGUUCUCUUCUUGAGUCGUGUAAAUGACCUGGGUUCAAAUCCUGUCAGGAACACUCACCUUUGAUUGGAGACAUUUUCCAACAAUGUCAUGUGUAUUGUAGGGUCAACAAUGAACUCUCUCCGUUUCAAAGUCGGUGUCUCUGUGGCGCAGGUGAUAGAGCUGUUGAGGAUCUGUUCUGGAGACACCGGUUCGAUUCCUGCCAUUGGGGGUUUUGUGAGAAUCACUCUCUGGUGGUUGGAUGAGUGUGAAUGACUGUCUGUGUGAAUGGAUGUGUCUGUGAAUAAGUUAAUUCGCAGCCAUCGAUUCACACAGACAGUCAUUGGGAAUGAAUGGGUGAGUGGGAAUGACUGUCUGGGAGAAUGGAUGACUGUGAAUGAGUGCACUCAUUCACAGCCAUCCAUUCUCACAGACAGUCAUUCGAAAUGAAUGUGUGAGAGAAUGGACCCAAUCAGCAGAGAGUCGUUCCCAUAAGACCCCCCACUGUAGGAGUCAAACCGUUGACUCCAGAACAGAUCCUCAACAGCUCUAACACCCGGAGGAGGGGACAUUUUGAUAAAAGUU